GACUAACUCGAUCCGGAUUAUUAUAAUACAAAUAUCGAUUGCUUUGGAUUGGAUGGAGUCCGGAUAGUAAAGCACACUUGUCCUUCAUCAGACUUCUUUUUGUGUGUUGAGUCUUGAUAUUCUCCAAGAUGACAGCAGAAAGAGACCAGUCUGUGCUGGCAAGCAGUGCUCGGUCAGCAUCUUACAACAUGGUACUUCAGGUGAUGUUCCGUGUUGUCACAUUCAUGCUGAAUGCCUUCAUCAUCAAGUAUGGCUAUGUGCAUGAGGAUAUGUUAGGAGUCGUCAAUGUUAGAUUGAUGCUUCUAUACUCCACCAUACUUUUUAUAGCUAGAGAGGCAUUCCGCAGAGCUUGUCUUAGUCAGAGUAGUAAACACUACUGGCCACAAGUUAUCAACCUUCUUUGGUGCUCGUUUCCACUUGGUGUAGUAUGUGCCACCGUGUUAAGUUAUGUCUGGAUAGCCUUAUUGUCUCACCCAGACCCUGAGAUUGUUCCACAUUACAAUACUUCUGUCCUGGUCUUUGCCUUCUCAGCUGUGAUUGAACUUGUAGCUGAACCUUUCUGGGUGGUUGGCCAGGCCAUGCUUUUUGUUCGUCUCAAGGUUGUGAUUGAAGGGAUUGCUAUAGCUUUCCGAUGUUCAUUGACUGUCUUUCUACUUCUUAUUAACCCUCAUAUUGGUGUCACUGCUUUUUGUGUUGCUCAGAUUGUGUACAGCUAUGUCUGUGUAUUCCUAUACUUCCUGUACUUCUCCAACUAUGCCACAUUCCUUUCCAAGAAAGAUGAUACAUUUCCAAUGAAAGAAGCCAGAGAUUUCUUUCCCCGCCAUCUUCCAGACAAGCCUUGGACGAGUCCAGAGUUGGCCAGAUUGACUUGGAGUUUCUUCAAGCAAGGAUUCCUAAAGCAGCUUUUAACUGAAGGUGAACGCUAUGUGAUGACCCUAUUGAAUGUGCUGAGUUUCAGUGAUCAAGGAAUCUAUGAUGCAGUAAACAAUCUGGGUGCAUUAGCUGCUAGGUUCAUCUUCUUGCCCAUAGAAGAGAGUGGUUACCUCUUCUUUGCACAAACACUGAAGAGGGGCCAGGGCUUCAAGCAACAAGAUAAGGAUUCUAUUCAGUUAGCCUCCAAAGUGUUACAGAGUCUGCUAAAGUUUGUUGUUCUUAUUGGAUCCAUCGUCCUCAUCUUUGGUUAUGCCUAUUCCUACCUCCUUCUAGACCUAUAUGCUGGUCCUGUUUUAAGUUCCCCACCAGGUCCCAAGCUCCUACGUUGGUUCUGCGUCUAUGUUCUACUGAUUGCUAUUAAUGGGACCACCGAGUGUUUUGUGUUUGCUGCUAUGAGUCAACAUGAUGUAGACAGAUAUAAUACCAAGAUGCUUGGGUUUUCACUCGUCUUUCUUUCAUCUUCAUGGUACCUUACCAAAACUAUUGGUAGUGUAGGCUUCAUCUUAGCUAACUGUCUCAACAUGUUGGCAAGAAUUAUACACAGUAUAUAUUUCAUUGCUAAAUUCUACUCUGGGAGUCCAUUCAAGCCCCUGAAAGGCUUGAUACCAUCAGUGUAUGUUCUAAUCACGCUAGCAUUUUCCUGGCUAAUCACAACCAUGUCAGAACUGAAGUAUAAGCAGACGACAUGGUCGCAUCGAUUCACCCAUAUAGGCAUUGGUGGUGCCUGCCUCCUAGGUGUCUUGAUAGUCAUCAUCUUCACAGAAACCCAACUUAUCUCCUUCAUCAGGGAGCAAUGGAAAGAGAGAAGGAAAGCUAUAGAAGUGAGGAGAUCAAGACCUAAAGAAGAGGAGGCGAAGGAGCAAGAUAGAUAUGAAGAUGAAACUAUACCUGGAAAGGAGAAGGUACAGUGAGUGCAGCUAGGACUCUUUAAAGUUGUGAAAUUGGUCAGAGAAUAGAGAUGGAAUGCUCAGAGAGAGACCAAAGAAACUGACAGAAUGACAUAGGAAAAAGAAGAGAGGACAAACAACAUGAUUGACUAUAAAUUAUAAGUGGAAGGUACAAUAAGCGUGGUUGAGAAGUCUGGAAUUUAUGAAAAUGGAAGCAUGUGAAAGGAAUGCUCAACACAAUUCCACUGUGGAAGAAAAGAGUGAAGAAAGAAAAGGUGAAGAUAGACUCUGAUGAGAGGAAGGUAUAAUGAAUGAAGCAACUAAUAUGAGAAAUCUAAGAACCAAAACAAAAUUGAAAUCCACUGGAUCACCUGCCUAAUCUAUAAUCAAAUUUUGUUAAAUACAACACAUAUAAACCUAGUAAUUUGUAUGUUUUUCCUCACUUUUUAAGAAUUGCAAGGAUAUUGCUUGUGGUGAUGGGAUGACAAUUUUGGGUGAAAGAACAAGUUUUUAGGAAUUUUUUUAAAUUGCAUUACAGUUUGUGUAAUUGUCCUUUCUUACUGGAAUAAUUCUUAAAAGAAAUUGUGAAAUAAUGUAAUCAUGAUGAUCAAGAGUAUUAUUGAUACGGCGUGUUUCAUAUUUUGAUAAUCAUAAUCUUCUCUUCUGGAAUGACUUGUUCUCAUCUGCAUUCCAUUUUGAUACACACAAUAUUUAUAAUACAGAAGAGAAAACAAAUCUAAAAUAAAGACAAUGACCUCAUGACUUGUAGAUAUUUGGCUUUCGGCUUCAUAUUUCUAACUUAUAUAACUUGCUCAUUUUAAUCGAUAUGAGCCCUGUACUUUGUGUUUGGGUAUUUGUUGAGUCUUCUAUGGACUGAUUCAAUCUUCUUUCUGAUGAUUUGUAGUUGUUAGAUAUUCAGGCCCGUGUUCUGAAGUCAGGGUUAACUUAGACCAUGGUCUAAGUCUGUGCUGAAAUUAUGGGAGACAAAAUUUCUAACAUUCUUUUUAUACUGUAUAUUUCUUAUGUUUGCUAUUUUGUUUCCUUUUGCUUUCAUAAUGUAGAAAAAUACUCCAAAAUACUUCAGUUAUCAUUCCCAGACCAUUGGGUGUCAUAUGAGUUAUAAAUUGGAUGUGUACUGUUAGGGAUUUGUGCCCCAAUUGGCUCUCCAUAGUCAAUCCACAACUUUAAACCAGGGUUUAAUUUAAACUUAGAGUUCAGAAUACGGGCCUCAGUAUUUAAUCAAUUUUGUCAAAUAUCUAUUUCUAUUGCUUUUGUAAUACUUUCUGUUCAGGGUGUUCAUGGGUUUCUAAUUUUUUUGUUAUAUCAGAUAUCUGUCAGAUUUUUGUUACAAGUUUUUAUAGUUCUGCAGUCAAUAUUUAUUCAGACUUUAAAACCAAAUCCAGGGGUAAGCAUUUUUGAGAAAUGAAAAUUACAUUGUGCCAAUUUUUAAAGAAGUUGUUAACCCAAACCUUUUUUGUUUAAUGAUUUAAUGUCCCAGCUAAUUAUUGUUGUUCAAUUCUGCUGCCAAGCCCUGUCUAACUAAGCAUUUAGUCGUUAUGUAAAUAUAAACUUUACAAUCAGAUAGUGAGAUACUAUUCUUGAAGUUAAGAUUUACAGAUAACAACUUUGUAUUUUUUGUUCUAGAAAUAUUUUGCAGAAGUUCAUUGUUCCAGAUACUAUGUUGAACUAUCUGAAUACUGGCAUCUAUCCAAAUCUUACACAUACCACCAAAAUGUUGCUACUUGUUCCUAUUGAAUCAUAGUUAUGCAAAUAAAUUAUGGUAGGUUUAUAUUAACUUCCUAAUGCUUGCCACAGCCUUAUAUUCUCUGAAAGAACAAAGUACAUGAGCAGAGACAUGCUCAAGUUUAUUUUGUUUGUUUUUUUAUCAUUAAGAGUGUUUGGAGCUCAAUGCUCUGUGCAAAGGUUGUUUUUAUUCUUUGUAUUUUUAUUCUAACUUUAUUAACAUGCAUUUAAUGCAUUAUCAAAGUUUGUUAAUUCUCAAAGUACUUACAUUAACAUAUUAAUCUUUUGUGUGGAAACUUUUAAAAUAUUACCAAUGUGCCUUCUUUACAUAAAUUAUUCUAGAUGAUGAAGUAAAUUCUUGUAGUAGAAUAUAUAAAAGCAUUUCAACUCAUAGAUUCUACAUCAGAUAAAACAUUACAGAGUUUAUUCCCAUGUACGUUCAUUAUUUAUUAUUUUCUCUCACUAAGUUUUUGUUAUCAAAGACCAUGAGUGUUUGCAUUUAUUCGAUUUUACCUGUAUUAUUUUGAAAGCUUCAAAUUUGACUCUUUAUACUCUUUUGCCUUAAUGUUUAUUUUAUGCAAAAAAUAUUUGUUAAUGUAAACUAAAGGCAUCUUUUAAGUUCAGCUACUAACUUGGGUUGCAAUGUGUUCUGUGAUGUUUUGCUAAAUCAGUGUAAUAUGAAUAACAUUUCAAAAUGAAACCAAUGUAGUUCAGAAUAGAGCAUUUCUAUGAAAGACAUGAUGACUAUUAUUAAUGCCAUGAUGAAAAGUUCAGGUGUUCAUGUUUAUGUAUGUGUCAAAGAUUUUUCAUCUCAUUUCAAUUAAUGUUGGCUGUUUAUAUCAAUAUUUACUUUACACAUCCAAACAAAGAAUGAAAAGGGAUUCAAAAUUGGAAGUGUAUACAGACAGCAAAAAAUACAAAUGUUUUAUUUAUUGUCAGCAAUUAUUUUGGUGAUUUGUUCUUCUAUUCCUCUUAUUGUUUGGCUUAAAAUGUGAUGAAAAUUAAAGGAUGAAUGUCAUAUUUUGUUAUGUUACUCUUUGAAGAGGAUGUUUUUAAAUCGAUGAAAAACUCAGAAUUCCUGUCUUGCAUUGUUAAAAAAUAGUUUGUCUGAAAUGUUUAGAUUUGACUUUGUAAAGCUUUGAAAGCUUGCUUUUUUUUUCUUUAUUUAGUCACCAAGGAGUGGUGGCUAGAAAUGGACUUCUAUUUUUCUACAUCCAAAAUGUGCUGAUUAAAAUAUUGCACCAGAUAAAUGUUAUUGUGCAAGUGCCUUUCUCUUUCUCUCACCCUAUCAGCCCCCACCCCCCCCCCCAAAAAAAAAAAGAAGCAAAGACGAUAACUAGCUUUAAUUCCAGUGGGGGAGUGUUUGGCUGGGUGGUCUGUUUUUUUUUUGUGUGUGUAUUUGUGGGUUUUUUUUCAAGUGUAAGGAAUUGUACAAUUGUCCUUUGAGACAAUAACCCAAGGAUUUUGAACAAACUUCACGAUUUCACAGUGUUGAAUAAG
This is a messenger RNA of Lytechinus pictus (painted urchin), 5063 nucleotides long. RefSeq names its product protein RFT1 homolog. Gene Ontology annotation, biological process: glycolipid translocation; dolichol-linked oligosaccharide biosynthetic process. Bases 129 to 1844 code for a protein of 571 amino acids. The transcript is spliced from 14 exons. Gene Ontology annotation, cellular component: endoplasmic reticulum membrane. The record is from RefSeq and is a predicted model, not a curated record. NCBI's taxonomy places the organism in Eukaryota, Metazoa, Echinodermata, Echinoidea, Temnopleuroida, Toxopneustidae.